Molecule: messenger RNA, 2034 nt
Organism: Candidozyma haemuli
Lineage: Eukaryota; Fungi; Ascomycota; Pichiomycetes; Serinales; Metschnikowiaceae
Exons: 1
Coding region: 1-2034 (677 amino acids)
Biological process (GO): transmembrane transport; intracellular iron ion homeostasis
Cellular component (GO): endosome; vacuolar membrane
Molecular function (GO): siderophore-iron transmembrane transporter activity
Source: RefSeq, a predicted model, not a curated record
AUGGCACUGGAAAAGUUGGACAAGAACCAAACAGCGUCUUCGAGGGAGUCUUUGGACAAGUAUCAAACCCAACCCACCUUCCCAGAGAAAACGAACGAUGCUUCCUCCGACUCUGACUCUGCGAGCGAUGUUGCCUCAACUGUGGCUAUCAAGUCGUUUGGUAUCAGGCAGACAGAGAUGGUGAUUGAGCAAGUCAAUGGUGUCUGGCUCAAGGCGAUCUUCUACUUCACCAUCUUUGUUGCCUUUUACGUGAAGAGCGUUGGUAGUACAGUCAUGAAUGUGUUCGUGGGAUAUGCCACUGAGUCGUACAAACAGCACUCGUUGAUGUCCACCGUCGGUGUCAUUAGAGGUGUGGCCGCCACUGCGUCUUUGCCAUUCUUUGCUAGACUCGCAGACACCUACGGUCGUUUGGAGUUGUUGAUCAUUUCGGUGGUUUUUGAAGUGGUGGGUAUUGUCAUUCAGUCGCAAGCCACUGAUGUACAGAAGUAUGCUGGCGGUACGGCAAUUCAAAGUUUUGGUCAUGGUGGUACUAUGAUCAACUUUCAGGUGCAAUUGUCAGAUGCUUCUUCGUUGCGCUACAGAAUGUUAGCUCUUGGUUUGGUGAAUGCUCAAACAAUUAUCAAUACCUGGAGUACUGGUGAUAUCGUCGAAAGCUUGAGGGGCAAGUACAGCUGGAACUUUAGUGUGGGUAUGUGGGCCUUCAUCAUUCCGUUAGCAUAUUCUCCAUUUAUUUUGUUCUACGCUUGGCUCACCUGGAGAGCAUCUAGAACUGAGCCAUGGAGCCACUUGAAGCAGGAUCGCAAGGCUCACUUCUUAGAAAAGGUUCCACAGGCAGCUAAAUACUACUCGAACCAGUCUUCUGGCGAGAAGUUGCAUGCUGGAUUUUUUAAGCUUGCUGUCUUGAAGGGCUUCUAUCAUGUCAAGUUGAUCUUUUGGUACGUUGACUUCAUUGGUUGUCUUUUACUUGCCGUGAUACUCGGUCUCAUUUUAGUGCCAUUAACUUUAGCGGGUGGGGUGACCAGUAAGUGGGAGCUGGGUGAGAUCAUUGGACCUUUAGUCCUUGGUGUCGUCCUUAUCCCAGUAUUCAUCUUCUGGGAAACAAAGAUUACCUCGCGUCCUAUGGCACCAUUCAAAAUUAUGAAAAAUAGAGGUAUCUGGGCUGCCCUCUUGCUUAGUGUCAUUAAUAACCUUGCUCGUGCCAUCGUCAACGACUAUGCUUAUCCUGUUCUUCUUGUGGGAAUGAACGCUACCCCCACAGUUGCUACAAGAACUCCUAAGUUAUCGUCAUUUACUACAGCUCUCACCAUUGGCUUCCUUGGUUUUGUCGUUUCUCGCGUCAAAAGAUCUAAAGCGUUUAUUCUUUUUGGAGUUGUUGCUAUGUUCGUUGCCCUGGGGCUUUUCGUCCACUUCCGAGGAACCAACGAUGGAUUGCGUGCCAAAUACUAUCGUGACGGUGUUGCCAUAGCAAUGUGUAUUACCGGUUUCUCCCAGGCUUUUUUGGAGAGACUUGUGAUGGUCUCAGCACAAAGUUGUACAAACCACGAGUAUAUGGCUAUCGUUUCCGCUUGUUUCUCGGCUUUCUUCAAGGUCGGAUGGACAAUUGGAGAUAGUAUUUCUGGUGCAAUUUGGACGCAGAGAAUGUACCACGAAAUCGAAAAUAAGAUGACAGAUCUUGGAGUAACGAACACCACUUUGGCCAAGCAGGCGUAUCAGGCUCCCUAUGUUUUUGCCAAGCAACACAAAUGGGGAUCACCACCCCGUAUGGCUGUCAGUUUGGCAUAUGCUGAAGUGCAGAAGUAUCUUUCAAUCACUGCACUCUGUCUUACCGUUCCAGUACUUAUUUUUGCACUCCUUUUGAGAGAUCAUCGCUUGGGUGAUGCGCAGAACUUGGACGACGAAACUCUCGUGGACGAUGAGAAGCACAAGUCUUUAGCCGACAAAACUAAGACCACAGUUUCUUUCACUAAUGACAAGGACUACAUUUUGAUAUACUUGAAGAAGCUUGUGGGAAUGGGGGAGAAGACCAAAAACUAA